This is a messenger RNA of Dictyostelium discoideum AX4, 3060 nucleotides long. RefSeq lists its product as hypothetical. The record is from RefSeq and is a predicted model, not a curated record. Bases 1 to 3060 code for a protein of 1019 amino acids. Lineage: Eukaryota; Evosea; Eumycetozoa; Dictyosteliales; Dictyosteliaceae. The transcript has a single exon.
AUGAAUCCAUUUUGUUAUACUAGUAAAGGUAGUGGUGGUGUAGUACCAAGUUUUUUAUUUGAUUUUACAAAACAACAACAACAGCAACAACAACAAUCAUUAACUCAAACCAAUAAUAAUAAUAACAAUAAUAAUAAUAAUAUAAAUAAUAUUAAUAAUAAUAAUAACAACAGUAAUAACUAUUCAAAUCAUAAUAAUAAUACAAUUCCAAUGGUAAAUAACGAUAAUAAUAUAAUAGGAUUCGGUAAUUCAGUUUUAACAGAUACAUUUUUAGAUAAUAAUAAAAGGUAUCAAAAAAGGUUAGAACAAAAACAAUAUAAACAAUUACAAUUAAAUGAUUUACCAAAGUAUCUAUUAGUAGAGAUAUUGAAACAUUUGAAUGAUGAAUAUAGUAGUUGUUCAGGUGUAGCCAAUACAAAACCACAAAAUCCAUUCUUUCACAAUAAUUGUUAUAGCGAUCAAAUGACAAAUGGUAAGGAUGGUCAAGAUAAAAAACAAAAACAAUGUUUAAAAAAUUCAUCAUCAAUUGUAAAUAAUAAACCAAUACCAGCUUCAGCAGAACCAGUAGCAGCAACAACAAAUAAUAGUAAUAAUAAUAAUAAUAAUAAUCAACCAAUUAUAGUUAGUCAAACAUCAAGUACAUGUGUUUAUUUAAAAGAUAUUAUUGGAUUAUCAUUAGUUUGUAAAUUAUGGGCAAAAUGUAUUGUACCAGUAUCAAUUAGUAGUUUUAUAAAGAUAUCAAAUAGAAAAGAGUUAUUGACAGUUACAAAAUUUAUGACAGAAGGUAUAGUAAAGGGUGGAUCAGCAUGUACAUUCACAACUAUUAAAUUCCAUUGUAAGAAAUCUCAACAAGAGAAAUUGAGAUAUCAACAACUUCAUCAAGAGGAAUUAACCAAUCCAUGUUAUAAUUCAGUCUCAACUGGUGGUAUCAAUAGUAGGGAUUAUUGUGGUCUUUUAGAGAAAUGCUCUUCAAUUAAAUGUUUAGCAUUUGGUAGUGGUCAUCAGUUAACUCAAUCCGAUCUAUCGGUGAUAUCAUGUUACCUUAGAGAUUGCACCAAUAUCACCGAUCUCAAACUUAGUAGUUGUUUCUCAUCCUCUGGUAGUUUUGCAUCAUUUUGUGAAUCGUUACGUUACAAUCAAUCUUUGACAACUUUGGAUAUCUCUUACAACGCACUAUCAAGAGACUCCAUUAUGGCGUUGGUUCAAGCAUUGAAAUACAAUCGUACUUUGACAUUCUUGGAUCUAUCAUUCGGUAGUAUCGGUAGCAAUGGUAUUUAUUUAGCAGAUAUGUUCAAGGUGAAUUCUAGCUUACAAUCAGUGUUUUUAAUUGGUAAUCAAUUAGAUAAUGAUUCAGUGUCCGCUUUGGUGGAUUCCUUAAAGAAGAAUACAUCAAUCACAGAGUUAUCCUUGUCAGAGAAUGAAUUUGAUGAUGAAGUUGGUCAAUUGAUGGGCGAGAUGUUGGUAACCAAUAAAUCUAUUAAAAGUUUAGAUCUUAGUUUCAAUGAUUUGGCCGAUAACACAAUUCAAGGUUUCGCUGAAGCAAUCUCUUCACCCAGUUGUGCAUUGGUUAAUCUUAAUCUAUCCGAUUGUGCAAUGAGUGUCAAUGAAGAUACUGGUGCACAAUUCUUUCAAGCUUUGGCUGGCAAUCGUUCAAUUCAAAGAUUACUACUUUGGAGUUGCGAUCUUUCAAGUCAAUUGGUAAAGGAAGAACUAUCAAUUGCAAUUAGACACAAUAUUACAAUCACUGACCUUUCAUUAGGCUUCAAUGAUUUAACUUCAUCCGAUAUCUCUAUCAUUUUACAUAAAGGUUUGAAAUUCAAUAAAACACUUCAAACCGUUUCAUUCAAUAACAAUUAUAUCGAUUCCGUUGGUGGUAUCAUGUUGGCCGACUAUUUGAAAUCUAAUGAUUCCCUUAAAGAGAUCUCCCUAUUUGAUAAUUGUCUCGAUAAUAUAGCUUGCACUGAAUUCUUUUUAGCAGUUUGCUCAAAUCAUGUCAUUCAAAAGAUUUGUUUAGGCUCAAAUAGAAUUUGUCCAAACCUUACCAAUAUCUUUAGGAAAUCAAUUCGUUACAACUCUAUCUUCUACAAUGCUAUCAAUCGUCCAAAGAUUUUAAAAUCAAAUACUUUUAAACAAAAAUGUAUACAAUCAAAACUAUUAUUCCUUAAAAAUGAAUUCAAACGUGAAGCUCCAAAACUAAAAGUAAACAUGCAAUCUGAAUUAGGUAAUAAUUUAAAACAAUUAUUUAAAAUUUUAAAUUUUACUGAUUAUAAUACAAUUAAUGAUAAUUCAAAUGGUAAUACAAAUAAUAAUAAUAAUAAUAAUAAUAAUAAUAAUAAUAAUAAUAAUAAUAAUAAUAAUAAUAAUAAUAAUAAUAAUAAUAAUAAUAAUAAUAAUAAUAAUAAUAAUAAUAAUAAUAAUAAUAAUAAUAAUAAUAAUAAUAUAAAUAUCAAUAAUAGUAGUAGUGAUAUAAAUAUAAAUGGUUUAAAUUUAAAUAGUAGUUCAACCAAUAUAAAUAAUCAAUCACCAAUUUUAACUUGUACAAAUUCUUCUCAACCACAAAAUAUUUUAUUCUCUCCGACUUUUCAAUAUUCUUCUCCAACUCAACAACAACAACAACAACAACAACAACAACAACAACAACAACAACAACAACAACAACAACAACAACAACAAACUUGUAACAUUAGAAACGAUAAUAAUAAUAAUAAUAAUAAUAAUUUAAAUAAUGGCAAUAAUAACAUAAGGCACAAUAAUAAUAAUAAUAAUAAUAAUAAUAAUAAUAAUUUAAAUAAUUUCCAACAACAUCAGGAUUUACAAAAGGAUUAUAUUGACCAAUUAUUACAAAUUCAAAGUCAAUUACAAUUCGAGAUUCACAAUAUCGGCCCAAAUCCUUCAAAUAAUAUAAAUAAUUUAAAUAAUAACAAUUAUAAUAAUAAUAAUUUAAAUAAUAAUAUUAAUAACUAUAACAAUAAUAAUAAUAAUAAUAACAACAAUAAUAAUAAUAAUAAUAAUCAAACACCACUUUUAAAUAAUAAUGGUAAUAGAUUUCAAUUCUUUUAA